Molecule: messenger RNA, 1698 nt
Organism: Closterium sp. Yama58-4
Lineage: Eukaryota; Viridiplantae; Streptophyta; Zygnematophyceae; Desmidiales; Closteriaceae
Source: the annotation of a GenBank genome assembly
AUGAGUGCAAGGCGGAGAGUGUCCAAGUCAAUAGAGCAAGGAGCUUGGGAGGAAUCCAUACAGAGCAGAGCGCGUGGAAGAGCCAAAGCAUCUGGGAACGACGAGCAGAGAGUAACACUGCCACCCCCAAGAAGGAAGCUUCCUAUCGUUCGCUGCGAGGCAGACGUGGACUUCCUGGUGGGGUUUGCUGGGUAUAUCAUGGACCCUCCUGCAUGCACCCACUGCAGCACGUGCUCUGCAGAAUUCGCGCAAUUUGUAUUCACAGUCGCUCUCAGUGCCAACUCCGCCUACCGCCCCGUCAGCCAUCUCUUCUCCCGCGUACUCUCCGUCUUCCCUCCCUCCUCCCCUGGCUUCGACAAGCUGGUUGAGUGCUUAGACCUCCCAGCACGCCUGCCCAGGCCGUUGAACCCGCACAUGCUGCUGAGGCGAGCCGAGCAGGUGCCUCUGUACUUCCUCAUUCACAUGGCCGUGUGGUGCGCUCGUCCUCUUCUGAAUCUUGCUUGUUCUAAGGGAGGGUACAGUGAGGGAGGGUACAGUGAGGGAGGGUACAGUGAGGGAGGGUACAGUGAGGGAGGGUACAGUGAGAAAGGGCAGGGAGUGCAGUCAGGUGCACGAAAAAAAGGAGUGGUGGAAAUGGGAAAAGGUGGCAGUGUGAAGGUGCAAGGCUGCUGGGAUGGUGAGAUGGAUCAGGCGAACGGUGGAGAGGUGUGGGAAGAGGUGGAAAUGUGGUACGUUGCAACAAUGAAGACAUGGAUGUCGAAGCUGAGGGUUGAGGGAGGGAGUGAGAAGUGCAGCGGCAGCAGAGAGCAGGAGAGGCUUACAGGGGGGUUUGACAUCACGUGGGCUCUUGCAGCGGCGAUCAUCCCGAGAUACUGUGAGGGGUUGCAGGGGCAGCAAAGGUCUGCCAUGGGGAGCAGCAACAAGGGUAGCAGCCGCAACGACGGCUGUGAGAAGAAGGGCAAAACGGGGGAGGAGCCAGCGUAUCUGAAGGCGUGGCCGGGGGGAGUCAAUCUGGUGGCUUGUCUGCGAGAGAUGCUGCUGGGGGAGCCGUGCUACCGCCCUGCCUCCCCUGCUGCCCCUUCCGUCCAUCCUGCGUCCACCCAUCCUGCUACUGCGUCCACCCAUCCUGCUACUGCUUCCACCCAUCCUGCUACUGCUUCCACCCAUCCUGCUACUGCUUCCACCCAUCCUGCUACUGCUUCCACCCAUCCUGCUACUGCUUCCACCCAUCCUGCUACUGCUUCCACCCAUCCUGCUACUGCUUCCACCCAUCCUGCUACUGCUUCCACCCAUCCUGUUACUGCUUCCACCCAUCCUGCUACUGCUUCCACCCAUCCUGCUACUGCUUCCACCCAUCCUGCUACUGCUUCCACCCAUCCUGUUACUGCUUCCACCCAUCCUGCUACUGCUUCCACCCAUCCUGUUACUGCUUCCACCCAUCCUGCUGCUUCCACCCAUCCUGCUACUGCUUCCACCCAUCCUGCUACUGCUUCCACCCAUCCUGCUGCUUCCACCCAUCCUGUUACUGCUUCCACCCAUCCUGUUACUGCUUCCACCCAUCCUGUUACUGCUUCCACCCAUCCUGCUACUGCUUCCACCCAUCCUGCUGCUUCCACCCAUCCUGCAGACAGCAUCCGUGCUGCAUCUGCUGCUACCGCUGCUGCUGCUUCAGUUGUGAACAAGUGGUGUGGGAUGUGA